AUGGAUCGUGACAGAAGCUUGAUGGAAUACCUCGCAUAUGGCUAUUUAUACUAUGUCCAUGGUGCUGACACCUACAUUAGAUUCGACGAUUCUCGCCGCGGAGGUGAGAGCUACCGCCCGCUUGAACGCAAUUUUCGUCGCUCCCCUCGUCCUGAUAAUCGGUCAUUUCGCUCUCCACCUCGUAACCGCUCGCCGAUGAGAUCAUCUGCAGAUACAUGGGCACCUCCAAGCCGGCCUAGGCCACGAAGUCGUUCCCCAGGCAACUUCAGGCCACGGUCAAGGAGCCCCUUAUUCAGAGGUCGUGAGAGAGGCCCUAAUUUUGGGAACCGGCCUCGCUCUCCUUUCAGGAGGCCAUCUCCAAGUCGUGAUAGGCCUCCGAGGUUUAAUAGAAGAUCACGAUCACCUCCGCCGUUUGAUAGGAAUCGGAGUCCAAGUUUGAGGCGUGGCCGUGACCCUUCCCCUUCAGCCAUCAACGCACCUCGUGCACCAAAGAGAGAGCGAAAUAAUUCACCUCCGCGAAAUCGAUUUGAACGGCCACGGUCUCCACCCUUCAACGAGAUUACACAGCAGCGAGAUCCAAGGAUGAAUGGCCGUAGGCGGUCAAGAAGUGCUGAUAGACGAAGCUCCCGUGGGGAUCCAACAGGCGCGAGAGGGCCGCCGCCGCCGCCGCCGCCACGAUCACCAUCUAUCACGGAGCGCUCUGGUCCGAACUCUGCGCAUGGCUCCGCAGCAACAUCUCGGCGAUCCUCUCCUCCAGCUCCGGAACGAAUGAAUCGAAAUUACUCAACUCCGUCAGGGCAUGGCCCACCCUCUAUAUCACGACCGCAAUAUGAUAGCUCUCAUCCCUACACAAGUGCACCUCGUUUUUCCGAAGGAAAUAGGAGGCCCUCUAGCCGCCCCGCAUCACCCUCAAGACGGCCCUCGACCAAUCAUCAGCUACAAUCGCCUCGCUCAAACGAACCACAAAGACCCUUCGUCGAUAAUGAAUACGACCGUAAUCAGAAUCCCUCAGGGAGACCUUCAAUGGGCCCUCGCACUGAAAGCAAUCUAUCAAUCCAAUCCCAAAGUGCAAAUGCCCCUGAAGGAAGGUCCCCACCCCUUGGGCCUUCUGCGGCUUCAAGGUCGAUGCGACAGCCCGCGCGUGGAGGCCAUAUGGCUCUCCUAUCUGCUCCAACGCGGCCCAAGGGUGCAUCCGGAGCAGUUUUCAACAGAGAUGGACCUCCCACUGGGCCUCGUGAAGCUGGAAGACCCGGUCCUAACUCAGGUCCUAGCAUGGUACGACGUGGCAGUUCCCAUGCCCCAGCCGCCCAGCAUCACGCACAUCCUCCAUCCGGCCCUCGCGGUGCAGGAGGGAGUCCUGCCCCUGGCGUUGCUCAUGACUCUAGGCCACGGCCACCCUUCAGACAUGGGAGUGGAGUGUCGACAAAUUAUCCGCGUGCGCCUAGGCCUACUAAUCAUUUAGCCGGCCUCUCUUCUAUCAUUCCAGGAGGAAAGCUACUACCGUCAGGUUUAGAUUCCAUAACGGAGAAGCGAUUGGCCCAGCUAGAAGCGGAUAAAGAGAAACUUUUAGACCAAAUCUCUGAAAAACAGAGAGCAAAGCGGGCAUGCCUUCGUGAGUGGGAGAAACUAUGCAGAGAAAGCGAGACUGCUGCGUUAAGAACAGAUCUAGCAGACAGUCAUCUCCAGAGGAUGUCCGAAACUGAAGGCAUCGGAGGCGGUGUUGCCUUUUAA
Molecule: messenger RNA, 1731 nt
Organism: Nannizzia gypsea CBS 118893
Lineage: Eukaryota; Fungi; Ascomycota; Eurotiomycetes; Onygenales; Arthrodermataceae
Exons: 2
Coding region: 1-1731 (576 amino acids)
Source: RefSeq, a predicted model, not a curated record